Molecule: messenger RNA, 942 nt
Organism: Lachancea nothofagi CBS 11611
Lineage: Eukaryota; Fungi; Ascomycota; Saccharomycetes; Saccharomycetales; Saccharomycetaceae
Source: the annotation of a GenBank genome assembly
AUGGUUGCAGGUCUGAAUUCUAACCCUGAGAUUCUUCUGCGCAAGCGCAGAAACGCUGACAGAACUCGUUUGGAAAAACAGGAACUAGCCAGAAGCCGCAAGGAACUGCAACAAAAGCAGAAGCGGGCCCGCAAGAACAAGUUCGAGAGAGCGGAAUCUAUCGUUGCCACCUCGCUUGCCACCCAACGUGAAAAAGAGCGCAUCAAGCGUGUUUCAAAGCUAGAAGCGCAGCGCGCUAAGGGGGAAACGCAACAUCUAGCCUCCGACCGCGAUUUCAUUCUCAAAGUCACCGAGAAGACCGCUGAAGACAUUGCUGCAUCAAAGGAGCACGUUAACGACGAAGAAGAGGACUCGUUACUCACAGAGAAAUGUGUCUACGACGGCGAACCCACUCUUUUGUUCGUGCUGCGUAUCCGUGGCCCAACAUCCGCUAAGAUCCCACAAAAGGCUCAUAAAGUUUUGUCCCUGCUCAGACUCUCGGAUGUCAACACAGGUGUUUUUGUGCGUCUGUCACCACAAGUGUAUCCACUAUUGAAACUUGUGGCACCCUACGUGGUCGUUGGUCAGCCUUCGUUAGCCUCUGUUCGUUCGCUGAUCCACAAAAGAAGUCGUGUGCUACUGGCGUCAUCUCAGGAUGAAGAGCCUAAAGAAACCAUUCUCAACGACAACAACGUGGUCGAAGAUAAACUCGGCUCCGAAGGCAUAAUUUGUGUUGAAGAUAUUAUUCACGAAAUUGCUACUUUGGGUGAAGGUUUUGCAAAGUGUAACUUCUUCCUACUGCCUUUCCGCCUCAACCGCGAAGUGUCUGGCUUCAGCGCUCUAAGCAAGCUUAACAAGAUUAGACAAAGAGAGUGGCAGAAACGGGCGCUAAAGGUGUCCAACGCUUCUACUGCUCCAAUUGUCCAAGUAGACAUUGACAGUAUGAUUUCAAAACUCAACUAG